Molecule: messenger RNA, 1167 nt
Organism: Linum tenue
Lineage: Eukaryota; Viridiplantae; Streptophyta; Magnoliopsida; Malpighiales; Linaceae
Source: the annotation of a GenBank genome assembly
AUGGAAGCGCCGUCGCUGACUCUGGUAGUUCUGGAGGGCCCUCGCAAAGGCGAGACAUUCGAUUUCCGCCCUGGAUCCACCGUCCGAAUCGGCCGAGUCGUCCGGGGAAACACUUUCGCCAUCAAAGACGCCGGCAUUUCAUCCAAACACCUCGCAAUCAAAUCGGAAUCUGGGAAAUGGACACUCGAGGACCUCGGCUCCUCCAACGGUACGACUCUCAACUCCUCCCAACUCCCUCCUCUUCAACAGCACGACCUCCGCGACGGCGACGAGAUCAAGCUCGGAGAGCUCACUUCCAUCAUGGUCCGACUCCGAGUCGAGAACCAAGAUUCAUCGCCGCCGCAACUUCGAGGCGGGAGGAAGCAGGUUGCUGCUUCGGUUCAAAUCGCACAACCGGAAGCUAGGAUUUCGGCGGAGGCUGAAAACUUGUCCCCAAGCGUUCCGAAAAGAGGGAGGCAAAGGAAAGCUAGGGUUCCGGUAUCUCAAAACACGGAGCCGCCUCUGCCGGGCGUUGGUAGGGUUACCCGUAGUAAGAAGAAUGAACCAGAGCGCUCGACUUCUGAUUGCGUCGAGUCAGGGCUUCCAGAGAAAAAGAGGAAUGCGCCAACAAGAAAGGGAAGGAAAAAGGAGCCAGCACCGCCGCCGGAGAAUGAUAAUGCUGUUGCUACAGAAAUCAAGGAUGGCCAGGAAUUAAGGGCGAGUUUAGCCAAUGAAGCUCGAGAAGGAGAUGGUAGGAUUAGUGUGGUGGAAAUCAAGCCGAGUUCAGCCAGUGAAGCUCAAGAAGGUGAUGCUAACAGGGUUAGUGCGGCGGAAAUCAAGGGAAAUGAGGAUUUAAGGCAGAACUUAGCUGAAGAAGCUCGACAAGCAGAUGGUUGUGAAGCUGUUGUGGCAGAAACGGAGGAGUUGAUUCAGCAGUUGGAUUCAGAUGAACAACAAUGUGAGGCUCCUACCAAGGAUGGGCCCAAUUCAAAUGAGUACAGAGGGCAAAAGCGUGAGGAGCCUGACCUGGAGAAGAUGACUCUUAGGGACUGGUUCCGAUAUAUGGAAGUGCGAUUGACCAAAGAAACUGUUGAGGCUUCUGAGAAGAUGAUCGAUGAAAUGAGAAAGAAAGCUGUGCGAGUGCAAGAGUACAUGAUUGAGCAGAAGGCGCGGAACAAAGCAUCUUGA